UUAUUUUAAAACAUGGGAACAUGGUUAGGCAGAGAAAAGCUUGCUCUUUUCCUCCUCGAACAAUUUAUUUCCCUUUUCUGGAGGAGUGGAAACUCCUCUCCAGGGAGAGCUGAAAAUUUAUCAGCAAAAACGAGCAUCUCUGGCAUCUCACAGAAAUGGAUGCACUGAAAUGUGGAGUGAGUGGGAAAGCUGGAAGCAGGUGCCAAUCCUAGUUUGCCCAGAGAAGCUCUAUGCCAUUAGAACAGACUGGGCAAGGGGGAAGGAAGGCAGCUUUUUUGGUGGGCACCUGAAAAGCAAAGAAGUUCUUGCAGAUGCACAGCCAACCCAGGGCUCAACAGGGCAGUGCUUAUUGCAGCGGAUACAUCCUGAGUUAUUGUAAAAAGAGCAUCAACAAGCAUACCACUGGCUUGAAACUGAGGUGGGUUUUUUUUUAAUAGUGAUACCAGGAAUGUGUCCAAUAGUAGCCUUUUUCUGUUGCAGAGAUGUAAUGAGAAAUAUCAGUCAACUCACCCUCUUAACAAUAUCUUUUAGUCUCCUUUUCCACCUUGGCUGCUUAUUGUGCUUGUAGCCCAGUAACCCACAUGUCUUCUCUCUCCCACACAAUUCUAAAUGUUACGUGGAUUUCCAUUCCGUAAAUUCAUUACAGAAAUGUCUAUUCAAUUAAAUAAUUUAUAUUCUCAUAAAUCUAGUUUAUUACAGAAUAUUUUAUAGCCAUUAAAUUCACUAACAAAGAACAUAAUUUUGGAGACAGCUCCUGUGCAAUAUCUCAUACUAAGAGAAGUGUCAUAGACAGGUGCUUCGUUUCAUACAAUGAGCAAAAAAAAUCUGUGAAAUCUUUGCAAAUCCCAUUUCAAAACUGGGGUUUGAAAAAUCUUGGUCAUAAUAACUUAAAAUUCAAAUCAACACUAUGAAUCCUGAUUCUAUUUCCUUUCCCCUCAACAGCCAUCUUUCUACCCACCAGCUGAUGCAUGUUCUUGGGCAGCUCUGCUGGCAGAAAACCUGCCCCCCAGGUUUCCCCACCCACACUCCUGUGAGUGCCACCAGCACUGCAGCAAGUAGGAAAAGCUGCAAGGAAUCAGCACCUUGAUAAAUAUUUAGGUGUCUCUUCUAUGAUUAUGUGAGUCUUUCUGAUUCUCAUGUUAAGUUUGCUUUGCUUGCAAACUGGUUUUCAGGUAUUUCCAGGAGCAUUGACAUUUCCUUUAUUCCAUCCAGGGGGAUAACCUCACCCCUGCCUGUUGUAUGGGAUACACUGCUCACUGCCUUUCCAGCAAUUUAAAUCUCUUCCCUCUAUAAUCACAGUAGCUACGUCUUUGUUUGGCCUGUGUUUGUGUUGAGGAUUCUGUGCUGUUUCUGAAAGGCGUCACAGCCGGGGAAUCCCAAUGGAAUUGAGCACUUUAACUCCAAGCUAUUUUAUGGGGAAUUUUCAGCUGGCAUGUCGAUAAGGCUUUGCCAGCUGGAGUCCAAAGGCUAUGCCUGAUUUCCUGGCAACAGAGGCCAUUGCACCUGCCUUCAUCUUUCUUGGAGAGCACGAAAGAGAACUGUGAGAGCAGAAGCUGCUCCCCUCUCUCAUCAGGAGUGGAGGCACCAUGUGCAGCCUGCAUGAUGCCAAGGCUCUCUGCUUUAACUGGCUCUGUGUUACACACUGCAUGUCUUUGUGCAUCUGACAAAUUAUAUGACAGGUUACAGAUUAUUCUAAUCUGCCCUGCUACUCUUCUGGUAGCUGAGAAGGGAGCGCCUACCAUAUGUGCUGUGUUAUCCUAGCUAGUGUAUCCAACCUUGUUUAUCUGUCGCCUUCACACCUUAUGUUAUUCUGUGAUUCAAAACUGGUUUACCCUUAACUGUUUACAGUGAUUUGAACAAGAUAGACUUGUCAAACAGACAGGAAAAAAGGUUUAAUUGCUUAUUUCCCCUGGUCUCCUGGGGCUGGAUCUCUAGGAUUCCAUUAAAGUGAUUAAGGAGAGAAACAAAUGGCACAUGUGAACUGACUAGUUUCCUGGCUCUCCCAGCAAUUGUCCUUGUUGCAAAUUGACACCACUGAAUGUCCCAACUUUCAUCCUUUCCUAUCCCAUUUUUUUCUCUCAGCAGUAGAGAUGGACAGAAGGGAUGAGUUGUGUUUGAGAAUUACAGACUCAAAAGGCUUUUGUGCAGAGAAUUGUCUACUGCAUUACUGAUGUUAGGAAUACUUUUUGUAUUUGUUUUAUUGUUACAGGAAGCAUUUCACCCUGCGACAUCAUUCCACAUCUUCCUCCAUAAGAUCUUGUGAAAAACUUACAUAAACAGACUUUGUCUUAGCAGUCAGGCAUUCCUUCCUUAGAAACCUGGCAGGGUGGAGAGCAGCAUGUGCAGCCUGUGCAGGGCAGGGUGUUCUUUGGCUUUGGAAUGAGUCACAAAGCCUGAUUUAAAGAAUUCAUGCUUAGUAAUGUGACAGCUGUGAUGAUGGGUCUGCAGCAAGGAAACAGCUAAGGGACAUGUUAAAUCACAUGGGGAAAAGCAGAUCUUGGCUGCAAAUAAGUGUGUUGGUUUUCACCCAUUUUGAUGAAACGAAAGCUGUGUUGACCUGUUACAUUUGUUCAACACUAGACUCAUAGUUGGUGAAUCAGUACUGUAGAUUUAGAGUCAAUGAGGCAGUUCACAGUUAUAUCUGAAGAUCUUGAAAAGAGGAGGGGACAAGAGUAAUAAGGAUGAAUGACAUGGUGAGAACAUUUUUUAAAAAUGCUGUAGUUGAAUUGAUUUAUGCAGUAACUUACAUUAACUAGCAAAAUUGGCAUCAUGCAACUUUCCCUUUCAAAGGAAGCUGAGGAAACAAGCGAGGUGAGAACUCUGAACAAAUACCUCUUCUACCCAGUCUUGUGUCUGGUACUGAUGCUUUCUGUCCUGUAUGCUCGACCAUUUGAUUUAUGGUGUUUUGCAGUCAGUUUCUGAAGCGUGUAAAGGGUCAGAGCAGCUGUGGCCAAGAGCAAUAAUUUCUCUCUUUCUCUGCAUGAUUGCCUGCCUGUCUUUUAGGAGUUUCAUAUAGGAAUAUACUGUAUUAUAUACAAAUACAUUCUACAUAUAUCUAAAGUCAGAAUUAAGCAGCAAGCAAUUGGUCUGGCUGGACGUGCACGUGGAUCUGCUUACGGAAAGCAGGGCUGGGACACAGGUAGUCUUCCAUAUCCCGUUUUCUUCUACACUGGUAAAGCUGCUGUUCCAGGUGUUGUUUUCCUCAUCUGCUUAUUGUGAGUCAGUGAUUCUGGACUGGAAAAUUCUGAUGCUGGGCCUGAAUUUGAAGUUCAUAAUUCAGCUUUUUAUUUUUAUGCUGCUACUCAGAUGCCCUGAUGUUUCAAUGGAGUUGCACAAAUGCUGUGUAUUCUGACUCCCCAAGAAGAAGAAUUACAUUUGUGUGAACUUCUUAUGGAUCUGUGAAGGAAGUGCAGAAUUACUAUCUCUUGUGUCUUUGACUUCGUAGUUUCAAUGUAGAUUUCUGACUUCAUCCAUAACCAGAUACAGAUAGUUGAACUGUGUGUAAGUUGGAUGCCACGCUGGGUUCAACUCGGGCUCUCUGGCACUAUGCUAGUUUGGAAAACAUCUACCACUGGAAGUAGCCAGGUCAAAAUAUGCUUGGGCACAUUUUCUCCCUCUGAAAACCCUGCAGAUAUUCCUCCAGUGAUUACAAAGGCGUGUUACCCAGAUGUGGCCUUACCCUGUUUAGGUAUAGCAGAGUGUAAAACCUGAGAAGGAACUGAAGAACGCUAUUGCACUACAGAAGAUAUUUUGGGUUUCCUGGCCAAAAGCUCCUAUGGGGCCGGCAUGUACUUUGCAACCAAACUGGGGCCUUCUGCUGAGGAAGAGUAGAGCAUGCUGAGGCAGUGUGCACACAGCCUGAGAGAAAAGCACACGUAAUGUAAUUAAAGGAAUUUAAUUAGCCCAUGAAAAUAUCGGUCACCAGUACAACAUGAUGCUUCUCAAACUAGACUAUGAUAGGAGGUUGAAUGAUGGGGUUUAGGAAAAAAAAAAACCAAACCAAAACAAAACAAAAAAAACCAACAAACAAAUAAAGAAAAAACCCAACUAGCUUGUUUUAAGUAGAUUUAAUGCAAAAUUAAGGUAAAGCCUAAGAGGAACAAAGCGCUUUAAGAGUUAUUAUGUUUUAUGUAUUCUUUGAUUCAUCCCAGCCCCAAGAAAUAAACCCAUUCUUGACAGUGGUUAACAAGAAAGUUGUGGUACUUCUUUUUCACAGAUGGGGGAUAGUAGAUUAAAGCUGCAUUUAUUUUUUCCAGUCAUUGUUGGAAGUAAAAAAGUUACCUUUUUUCCUGGUUAACUUUUUUAUUUCUUGUUCCUGUCUUCAUGUAUGUUUUGUGGUUUUGCUGUAGCUUUUUUGGUGUAGCUUUGAAAAUUUCAGUGUCUCAAGGAAGAAACGCUUGAUCAAAUUCUGUGCUCGGAUACUUGGGGGGAAAUAAGUCAGAGAAAUAUGUUGACUUCGCUGAUGUGAAGUUGGAGUAACCCACUGAAAUAACCCGGUACAAACCAACAGAAAUUUAUCCUGUUCUCUUUGUUCGUUUGUAAAUUGACUUGUUUAGUUAUGUGGCCACAUAACUAAAACACAGCUGUUUGUUUUCAAUUGAUUUCAAUUCAAGGCAGAGGAUCCAUCCUCUUCCAAAGUGGGGGGACCAAAGCAGCACUUGUCUUUUGCUAAAAUACUCAAAACUGUGAUGUAAAACGAAAAACCACUGCGGUGUUGCAAUGCUCUGACUUUGCAGAAUUAUCCUUUCUGUUGAUCCAAGUGUUUGGCUGCAGAUCCUUAAAGAGAGCGGAGGUUGGGACGCGGGUGGCUUUGCUGUGUGAGCGUGGCGCGUCCCGGCGAGCGGCACCCCGCGCUGGUGGCCAUGGCGAGCUGGGCUCUGCUCGGGGUUGCCCCGCGUUGGUGGCCAUGGCGAGCUGGGCUCUGCUCGGGGUUGCCCCGCGCUCAUGGCCAUGGCGAGCUGGGCUGCUCGGGGUUGCCCCGCGCUCAUGGCCAUGGCGAGCUGGGCGCUGCUCGGGGUUGCCCCGCGCCGCCGCUCGCUCGCUCUUUGACCCCGCUCCCUCCUCCUCCGAGGCGUGCGCUCGCCAGCCGCGUCCUCACCCGCGCCGCUCUGUCUCCCCACCUGCAGACAAGAAAAAGGCAGGCAAGUUCCAGCCUUUCAAGAAGCUCUUCGGCCGGAGGAAGAAAAGAGAGCCCGCCUCAGAGUGCGAGGAGCCCAAGCUGAAGCCCAGCCACUCGUUCGGCAACAUCUGCAGCGGAUCCUCCUCCUCGGAUGAGGAGGCGAGCAGCGGGCUGAGAUCCUCCCAUUAUUCUAUGGGCAGUCGAGCUUUUUCCCAUGACAGUAUUUUCAUACCUGAUGGGAGAACAGAGAGUGAACAGGCCAUCCAAGCAAUGUCACAGGAGAACGUUUUAGGAAAAGUCAAAAUUCUUCAGCAACAGUUGGCCAAAAAUAUAAAAUUUGGGCAGCCUCCACAAAUGACAGUUUCUGCAAGGACAAUGGGGGAAGCAAACGCCAGUACAGAAGAUGAUGUGUUGCUCAGCAGCCCCAUGGAGAUUGAGACCCAGCAGGACACAGUGAUCUCAGACUGCAGUAAUAAAUCCACUGACGCUCCAGAUUUAUUGAGAAAAAUGAAUUUCCUUGGACCGGGACAUGAAAUGGAAGAAAAGGUCACUCCAUUUAAAUCAGCUCGGCCAAAAAGACAGUAUUCCUGUUCUGGCACAAUUGAAACCAUCAAUUUGGAUUCAGUUCCCCAGGCUCUUGCUCGUCUAGACAACAGUGCAGCUAAGCACAAACUGUCAGUGAAGCCAAAAAAGCAGAGGAUGUCAAGACAGCACAAGAGAUUGACAAAGGGAUCACAAAGUUUAACAAUAACAGAAUUUGAGCCAGAGGAUCUAGAAACUCAGCUGUAUGAGGACAUAUACCCAGGUUAUAAUGGACGCUUCACAGCAGACAAGCUAAUCCAGGACAGAGAUGAGCAGAAGCAGCUUCAGCUGGCAGAGGAAAAAAGAAUUGAAGAUCACUGGGGUAUCCUUGAAGCUGAAAGGAUAAGACAGAUUGUAGAAAUGGAAGAACAAAGAGAAAUGGAAGAAAGAAGGUGCCAAGAACUUGAGGAGAUGCGGAAAGAACAGGAAAAAAGACGCUGUGAAGAAGAGAGGGGGCAAUACCUCCUUGAAGGAGAGACAUCUUUGAAAAUAGAAGAGCUAACAUGCCAUAAAGAGGAAAGAAGACUGAUGAAGGCUGAAAAAAGGCAAGAGCUGGAGGAACAGAUGCAGAAGGAGUUGGAGGAUCAACAAAGACAAGACCUGGAGGAGCAGAAGCUCAAGGAACAGGAGGAACAACAGAGACAAGUGCUGGAGGUGCAGAAGCUCAAGGAACAGGAGGAACAACAGAGACAAAAGUUGGAGGAGCAGAAGCUCAAGGAACAGGAAGAAAAACAGAGACAAAAGUUGGAGGAGCAGAAACUCAAGGAACAGGAGGAACAGAGACAAAAGUUGGAGGAACAGAAGCUCAAGGAACAGGAGGAACAACAGAGACAAAAGUUGGAGGAGCAGAAACUCAAGGAACAGGAGGAACAACAGAGACAAAAGUUGGAGGAGCAGAAGCUCAAGGAACAAGAAGAGCAACAGAGACAAGAGCUGGAAGUGCAGAAGCUCAAGGAACAGGAGGAACAACAGAGACGAGAGCUAGAAGUGCAGAAGCUCAAGGAACAAGAAGAGCAACAGAGACGAGAGCUGAAGGUGCAGCGGCACCAGCAAUGGGAGGAACAGCAGAGACUAAAGCAGGAGGAAGAGAAGCACCAGGAACAGGAACAGCAACAGAGUCAAAAGCUAGAGGAGCAGAAGCACCAGGAAUGGGAAGAGCAAAGACAUCAGGAACUGGAGGAGGAGAAGCAUCAGGAAUGGGAAGAGCAGAAGCACAAGGAUCUGGAGGAGAAACAGAGACAAGAGCUGGAGGAGCAGAAGAUGCUAGCACUGGAAGAAUUAAGGCCCCGUAGGACUGAAAAAGACAGUCAAAAGGAAGAAGAAAGAAACUGGCUUGAGGAACCAAAAGAGUUCAAGAAACAAAACAAGGAGGAAAUACAGCGACAAGAACAAGAAGAGAAAGAGCUUGAAGAAGUUGAAAUAAAACUGAAGCAGGAGAAAGAGCCUGAGAGCCUCAAACAAGAGAAGAAACAGGAGAAACGACAGGAUUUGAAGGAGAAUGAAAAGACAGAGAAGGAACAACCCCAGCAAGUGAUGGAUAAGAAAAAGAAAUGGGAAGAGCAGAGGAAACACAAACUCACAAAACAAAUGCACAUGGAAAGUUCAGACUUUAUUCUACAAGAUGAACUGAAGCAGCAAAAGGAGCAAAAUGGUCAGGAAUGGAACAAGCUGAAACAGCAGAAGGUAGCCGCAGAAGGACAAAAUCUUCAGCCAAAACAAGAAAAAUCCUUGGAACAGCCAGAGGAAAAAGAUCAGUUGUGUUCUGCUGGAGGGGCUGAUAGGCAUCCAGCAGAGGAAAAGCUCCAAGAAGGAUCAAGUUCCCAAAAAGUCAAACAGCCAGAAAAAGGGACUAAAACAGCAGAAGAAAUGCUAGCCCAGAAACUGAAGAGAGAAGUUGAGGCUCAGGAGCAAAAACGAAUAGGGGAAGAACUUCGGUGGCAAGAGGUAGAUGAAAGACAAACGGCAUCCAGACCCUUCACAUUUCAAGUGUCUUCUGGAGAUAAACAGAUCAUAUUUCAGAAAGUAAAUCUGAGUCCUGUUAUGCCCAUCAAAGGAGCAGGAUUGUCUUCUCCAUCUGUCAAAGACUGCAGGGUGCAGACUACCAGUAAGGGCUCUCAUUCCCUCCCAUCAUCUGUGUGUGUACCCCACACAGCUAUUCUGGUUACUGGAGCACAGCUGUGUGGCACAGCAGUGAAUUUGAACCAGAUUAAGGACACGGCUUGCAAAUCAUUACUCGGCUUAACAGAAGAGAGGAAAAAUGUGGAUAUUCCCUCUCCAGAGAAGACCGAGAGAAAAAAACAGGAUCCCAAACCCAGCAGCAGUAAAAUGAAACACGCUCAAGAGGCAUUGAACAACCAGGCUGUACUGGCUGAGUGGGCAUCUAUCCGCUCCAGAAUCCUAAAGAAUGCAGAAAACAACAAAUACAAUGAGAGAGACCGAGGAACUGUCUGCAGGCACAGUGAUGACUGGACACCCCGAGGACGCGGCGCUCCCCAUGGUAACUUGAGGAAAACCCUCUCUGCAAAUGCAAAGUUCUCGAUAACACCUGCAUGGCAGAAAUUUUCAGAUGUUUCAAAAACCAGUUCAGAUGCUGAGACUGUAAAUGUGGCAAAAGGCAAUGAAACAGUGGCUGUGGGGAGAACCACUGGCUCAUCUGCUGAUACAAAGGAGGAUGUGGUUUCCACUUUUAAGGAUAACUUAGGUGAAAAGCCUAAGGAGAAAAUGGAAACCCAUAGGGAAGUGACAGACAGCACUGAAGGCUGUAAAUUUGCGAAAGAUCUUCCCUCAUUCCUUGUUCCAAGUUUUCCACAUUCUGUGGGGAAGGAAUUACCCCAGCCAGAACUUCCCAAUGCUCUGGAAAAUCAGCAGAAUAACAGCACAAAAAAAGCAGAUAAACCACCACCAAAUGGAGAAGAAAAUGUUUCUCCUUUUGGGAUAAAGUUACGAAGAACAAACUACUCUUUACGUUUUCAUUAUGAUCAACAGGCAGAACAAAAGAAAAAGAAAAGAUACAGUGCAGGAGACAGUUUUGAUGGUGUGCCUGACCCACUCACCUCAGCAGAAGGUGAGAAAGAAUCCUCUGUUUUCACUCCACAAGAAAGUACCUCUCCUGGCACUGGGAGAGCAAACAUUCCUGGUAAUUUAAAAGACUCUUCAGUUACUGUGGUGGAGUUUUCACCACCUGUGGGCACAUCAGUGGUCCCACCAGGCACUGGCCAGAGUGCUCCACCUGCCCAUGAGAAACCAGCAGGCAAGUCACUGGUCCCACAGAAACCUGCUUUAGCUCCAAAGCCCACCAGCCAGACCCCACCAUCAUCUCCCCUCUCUAAAAUGAACAGAUCUAACCUGUCUGAAAUGCUGGGGCAAAGGGUGGUUAAAGCUGAAUCAGAUGGUGGCUGGAGAAAAGAAGACAGAGUAAAUGCAGCCCAACCCAUACCAUCCAAUGACUGCAAAAAUGAAGAGGAAGAAAUCAAAGAAAAGAAGUCAUUUUUCCCAUCUCUAAGUAUUCCAUGGAGAGAAAAAAAUGACAAAAAGCCUGAGCCAUUGAAGAAAGAAAAGCCUGUCCUUCAGAGCAGGCACUCUUUAGAUGGCUCAAAGUUGUUGGAAAAAGUGGAAACUUCACAGCCACUUUGGAUUACAUUAGCACUGCAAAAGCAAAAGGGAUUUCGUGAGCAGCAAGCUACGAGGGAGGAGAGAAGACAAGCCAGAGAGGCAAAGCAAGCGGAGAAACUGGCUAAAGAAAAUGCUGCUGUAAGUAAUCAGUCAGAUAAUAAAAGCAGCAGCAGCAAAACGAGCACACUGCAGAAAUCUACAACUCAAGAAGGAGAGAAGAAAAUUGAGACUGCUGUGUCAAGACUAGAAAGAAGGGAGCAUCUAAAAAAGUCGAACACCCUUCCAACUUCUGUGACAGUGGAAAUUUCAGAUUCUGUUCCAUCAACCCCAGUGACAAAGGAGGUGGCCAAGAGAUUCUCUACACCUGAUGCUAACCCAGUGUCAACAGAACCAGCCUGGCUUGCAUUAGCCAAGAGGAAAGCAAAAGCCUGGAGUGACUGUCCACAGAUCAUAAAGUAAACUGUGAAGUUACAUCUCUAUUGCUGACAAUUAAUUGCUUUCUUUUAUUUAUUCUGCUUUUUACACAUGACAAAACUGAAAAUGCAUGUAUUGGAAGGACUGAAAACUGAACUGAUUACCAUUUUGCUCUAGCUCACUGUAAAGCCUACUCAAGUCAUAUAUUCCAUUGCUUUGACAAAUGCUAAAGGAGAUCAUAUCAAAAAUCUCUCAACCAGACUCUCUCAAAAACUUGAGUGCUCACAUACUGGAUGUAAAUUUUAGCAGGUAUCAUAAGGGCCAGAACAGAAUAAGGGUUCAGAAGUUUCCUCAAUUCUGUUGGUAUUCAGGUCUGGAAUUUUAGAUCUCCAUGUUUGAGAUCUCAGAAAGUUUUUCAGAACUUCGUUGUUGAAAUUAAGGAAAGAUGCAUGUUUUCUUCUUUUAAGUCAUAAUUUAUUUAAACAUGUUAAACUGUAUGAACUGCCAGUUCUGCCUGCUAUUUGAAAGCUUUUUCACUAUGGAAGAGCUUCAGGAUACACUGUUCCACAUGCAAAUGGUAAGUAGAUGGUACCAUCCAAAUGCUGAGGUAAUUUCUUUAAUCAUAGGAUUAAUACACUACAUUUAUAUGCCCUCACUUCUAAGAAGAAAACAAUCCUACUUAAAAAGCCACAAUUUUUUUUAAACAAAGAUCAUUAAGUUCUCAGAAGUCAGGGAUUCACUGCUUCUUCUAGUCAUUUAAGUGCAUCACUGUUUGUGCUUGGCCAUAUUUAUGCUGCACAGAGACAGUGAUUGUGGACUGCAACUCUAAAUCAAUUGACUGGAAUGAAACCAUUCCUGUGCGAAUGCAAAUUCUUCUAGAAUUUGUCUCAGUAAGUUCCCACAGGAGCAGGGCUGGCAGAACUGAAGUGAGAACUGAAAGCUAAGUCAGUGAGAGUUUUAGGAGUUUUAACUCGCAUUCUAACCAAUUUUACUCCACAUGCAACUUCAGGAAGUUCAGGUAACUUCCUGUACUUUGACCAGUAGAGCCAGAACACUUCAAAAAGAGGUUUACUGACCCCAUCUCAGGUAUCUGGUGUGGCAAUUGAACACUUUACUACUUCAUGUAACUAAAAGAGAAAUGUCCACCCCUCCCUCUUACAAAGAAAGAAUAAAGUCCAUAAAUGUAAUUAAAACGUCACUAUCCUAACAUCCCACAGAAAUCUCUAGGUUUGCAUUUUAAAAUGUCACCUUAUUAAAUAAAUCAACUGAGUUUGUUUUACAAGGGAGACUUUAAAAACAUUUGAAACUCUCCUUCUUACAACCAUAAGGCUCAAAGGUACUUUUAAGCCUACAACAUCAUAAAGGGAGACAUUUUCAUGAAAAGAAAUUACAUCAUUAUAGAAUGAUAACAUAUGCUUCAUGGAAGUGUUUUAGCCAAACUGCUGUAAGCAGCAUGAGAAACAGCAUUUUAAACUAUGCAGAAAACAGAAUGAAACCUGUUAUACACUCUGUUCCCAGAAUCUAAAAGGAGUUUCAGCAAAAGUCAUUGUCAAGUACAGCCUUUCCCAUGGAACAGAAAACAGGGGCUCAGUGUCAUGGUUACAGUAGCACAAACACAAUGGGUGUGCUAGUACAUGUGCAGCAGCAAGAUGGGCUUUCUGGGGUGUCUUGAGCCAUCAGUUUUGCUCAGUUUCAUAUUUAAAACCAGAAUAUCUAAAGUAACCUUUACCAUUAAUAUAAGUAAUGAAUAUGGUUUAAGCAGAAAUGAGACAAUGCUGCUCUCAAAUGCUUGGGAAAAAACUUAAUGUCUUCAAAAUCUGAAGAAAGAACUGGCCCUGUAAUUAACUUUUGCUCUGCUAGCACCAGGAAUUAGUGCAUCUUAAAUUUAUAUUUUUUCCAAGUUUAUUUGCCUGCAGUAUGGAUAUGUAAUAACUAAAUUGCCUGAAAUCCAUCUUUACAAUUGGGAGGGGGAGCCAGGUAGAAAUACAGAGAAGGUGAAAUAAAUCAGGAUUAAAAAUACUGGUAUUUUGAAAAGCAUAGCAAAAUUAGGUGCUAUUGUGCAUGACAUAACGAUGCAAUUUUCCAAUACAAUCCAUUUAUAGCACAUAGAAUAGAGCUUUCAUUAAGGAUGGUCCUAAGCUAAAGCUUCAAAGCAGAGGAUUUUUUUCAACCAUAAAGGUAUCUAGUGUAACAAUGGAAACUGUAUUAUGUACAGUACUUGAUGGAAACAUUUCUAAAGUGUACAUGUGCAACAGUGACAUUUCAUGUGAAAACAAAGAUUUGCACUAAAUACCAAUGAAGUGAAGUGUUACUUUGCUUUAGCUUUGUUGCAACCAUUUCUGAUAAAGUAUUGGAAAUCUGUAAAAAUAAAUCCAAAACUACUACCAGUUUAAAACAGCAAAAAUGUUUUAAGAACCGAAUAAACCACUAUGUAGUAUAUUGUCUCAAUUUUUUGUAACUUAUACAAACACGAAAUACCAUUUCUUUUGACAAGGUUAUAUAUGAUUAACCUCUAUGUUCAUAUAGUAAUGUAUAAAAACUACAAGAUGUAUAAUUGUGGGGUAUUUGUUGUGUACUUUUUUAAUUUUUCAAAUGUUUUAAAGUGCAAUUGUUUAUUAUACUGUCAUUUUAAUUCUUAUUAAACUAUAACCUGGUCAAAAUUA
Messenger RNA from Catharus ustulatus (Swainson's thrush), 12390 nucleotides. RefSeq names its product capping protein inhibiting regulator of actin dynamics (gene CRACD). Lineage: Eukaryota; Metazoa; Chordata; Aves; Passeriformes; Turdidae. The transcript is spliced from 9 exons. The record is from RefSeq and is a predicted model, not a curated record. Bases 4907 to 9772 code for a protein of 1621 amino acids. Gene Ontology annotation, biological process: negative regulation of barbed-end actin filament capping; maintenance of gastrointestinal epithelium.